GCCAAUCGGGUGUUGGUGGGCGUGUACAUGGUCCAAAUUUUACGCGGCGUGCGACGGGGCCGAAACACCGAGAAUGAAUAUCCCGGUCUCAACCGGUUUCAACCGGUCCGUGGUUGGAAGCAUGAGCUUAGAGGAAGAGCACACUUGCACGCAUUGAAACGUCUCUGCUCUUCUACAGUGUGUGCGCGAAUAGAAACAGAAAUAAAACGAGACUUUAUCACUCCGUGAUUAUGACCCGGAAUGCGGCUCCAAGUGUGACUCCGUGAAUCCGUGUUGUUAGCUUAGUAACAUUAGCCAGCAGGUCUGAUCAUUGACUUUUCCAUUAGCAGGCUAAGUUGCUAUUAGCGUGGUGGGACUCGGCGGUGAACAAUAGUCCAGGAAAGACAUUAGAUAGAGGUUGAAGGGAGCACAAACUAGAUGUAAAACCGUUGAACGCUUCUAAUACAAUACAGCUUGAACACUUCGUUCACACAGGGACGCUGACAUUAGCUCGAGGCUAUCGGAGGUUUUGACCUGUAUCAACGCAUGCAAUGAGGUAACGUUGCAAAGCUUUCUGCGCAUUGAGAGGAUUACUACUUCGGCCUUCAGCUUCAGAUCACCUUUGGUAACUAACACCUAUUUUGGACGAGCGGGCAGGACCCACCAGAAGCUCUAUGCCAGCAGAAAUGACAAUGUUGUCAGAUCAUCCAGCCAGACAGCUGCUGGACUUCAAUCAGAAAUUGGACAUCAGCCUGCUGGACAAUGUUGUCAACUCUAUGUAUCAUGACAUUGGAUCCCAGCAACGAGUGGCUCAGGAGGUGCUCACCAACUUGAAGGACCAUCCAGACGCUUGGACACGGGUUGACACCAUCCUGGAGUUCUCUCAGAACAUGAAGACUAAAUAUUAUGCUCUGCAGAUUUUGGAAGCAGUAAUAAAAACACGGUGGAAGAUUCUUCCAAGAAAUCAGUGCGAAGGAAUCAAGAAAUAUGUUGUUGGGUUGAUCAUCAAGACGUCUUCUGAUCCUGCAGUGCUUGAGAAGGACGGAGUUUACAUUUCAAAACUCAACAUGAUCCUUGUACAGAUCCUGAAGCAGGAAUGGCCCAAACACUGGCCCACUUUCAUCAGUGACAUUGUGGGUGCGAGUCGGACCAGCGAGAGCCUAUGUCAGAACAACAUGAUCAUCCUGAAACUGCUCAGUGAGGAGGUUUUUGACUUCUCCAGUGGCCAGAUGACCCAAGUGAAGGCCAAGCACCUAAAAGACAGCAUGUGCAAUGAGUUCUCCCAGAUAUUCCAGCUGUGCCAGUUUGUGAUGGAAAAUUCCCAGAAUGCCCCGCUGGUCCAUGCCACUCUGGAGACUCUGCUCCGCUUCCUGAACUGGAUUCCUUUAGGUUACAUCUUUGAGACAAAGCUCAUCAGCACUCUGGUCUACAAGUUCUUGAAUGUGCCCAUGUUUCGCAACGUGACACUAAAAUGUCUGACGGAGAUCGCGGGUGUGAGUGUGAACCAGUACGAGGAGCAGUUUGUCAGCCUGUUUACCCUCACUAUGUGCCAGCUCAAACAGAUGCUGCCUUUGAACACUAACAUCAGAGUGGCCUACUCCAACGGGAAGGACGAUGAACAAAACUUCAUCCAAAAUCUCAGCUUGUUCCUCUGCACCUUCCUCAAAGAGCAUGGCCAACUCAUCGAGAAGAGGCCCAACCUGAGAGAGACGCUCAUGGAGGCCCUGCACUACAUGCUGUUGGUGUCAGAGGUGGAGGAGACAGAGGUCUUUAAGAUCUGUCUCGAGUACUGGAACCACUUGGCAGCUGAGCUCUACAGAGAGAGUCCUUUCUCGACAUCCAGCACCCCACUGCUGUCUGACGUCCCGCCACGCAGACACCUCUACCUGCCCGUUCUCUCCCAGGUGCGUUUGCUGAUGGUCAGCCGCAUGGCCAAACCAGAGGAGGUGCUGGUGGUGGAGAACGACCAGGGGGAAGUUGUCAGGGAGUUCAUGAAGGACACGGAUGCUAUCAACCUCUACAAGAACAUGAGGGAGACUCUUGUGUAUUUGACCCAUCUGGACUACGCCGACACUGAGCGCAUCAUGACAGAAAAGCUCCACAACCAGGUGAAUGGCACCGAGUGGUCAUGGAGAAACCUGAACAUGCUCUGCUGGGCUAUCGGCUCCAUCAGUGGAGCGAUGCACGAGGAGGAUGAGAAGAGGUUCCUAGUGACUGUCAUCAAGGACCUUCUCGGCUUGUGUGAGCAGAAGAGAGGGAAGGACAAUAAGGCCAUCAUAGCCUCCAACAUCAUGUACAUUGUGGGACAGUAUCCUCGCUUUCUCCGAGCCCACUGGAAGUUCCUCAAGACGGUUGUUAACAAGCUGUUUGAAUUCAUGCAUGAGACACAUGAUGGAGUGCAGGACAUGGCUUGUGACACCUUCAUUAAGAUUGCCCAGAAGUGCCGGCGCCAUUUUGUGCAGGUCCAAGUGGGGGAGGUGAUGCCCUUCAUCGAUGAGAUCCUUAACAACAUCAACACCAUCAUCUGUGACCUGCAGCCACAACAGGUUCAUACUUUUUAUGAGGCAGUGGGCUAUAUGAUCGGGGCCCAGACAGACCAGGCAGUUCAGGAGCUUCUGAUAGAGAAGUACAUGCUGCUGCCAAACCAGGUGUGGGACAGCAUCAUCCAGCAAGCCACUAAGAAUGUGGACAUCCUGAAGGAUGCAGAGACGGUGCGUCAGCUGGGCAGCAUACUAAAGACAAAUGUAAGAGCCUGUAAAGCUGUGGGCCAUCCCUUCGUUGUCCAGCUGGGACGGAUCUACCUUGACAUGCUAAAUGUCUACAAGUGUCUGAGCGAAAACAUCUCAUCUGCUGUCCAGACCAAUGGUGAGAUGGUGACCAAGCAGCCUCUGAUCAGAAGUAUGAGGACGGUGAAGAGAGAGACUUUGAAGCUGAUCUCAGGUUGGGUCAGUCGCUCCAAUGAUCCUCAGAUGGUGGCAGAGAACUUUGUCCCCCCCCUUCUUGAGGCUGUACUCAUUGACUACCAGAGGAAUGUUCCAGCUGCCAGAGAACCUGAGGUCCUCAGCACCAUGGCAACCAUCGUCAACAAGCUGGGAGUCCACAUCACUGGGGAAAUUCCCAAGAUCUUUGAUGCAGUCUUUGAGUGCACUUUGAACAUGAUCAAUAAGGACUUUGAAGAAUUCCCAGAACAUAGAACCCAUUUCUUCUACCUCCUUCAAGCUGCCACCUCCCAGUGCUUCCCAGCCUUCUUGGCCAUCGCCCCGGCCCAGUUUAAACUCAUCCUGGACUCCAUCAUCUGGGCAUUCAAACACACCAUGAGGAAUGUGGCUGACACAGGACUGCAGAUCCUCUACACGCUCCUGCAGAAUGUUUCUGGAGAAGAAGCAGCAGCACAGAGCUUCUACCAGACUUAUUUCUGUGACAUCUUGCAGCACGUCUUCUCUGUGGUCACCGAUACAUCUCACACUGCAGGUUUAACCAUGCACGCCACCAUUUUGGCCUACAUGUUCAACCUGGUGGAGGAGGGGAAGGUCAGUGUGGCCCUGAGCACAGUCAGCCACACCAACAACCAGGCCCACGUCCAGGAAUACAUCGCCAACCUGCUAAAGACUGCUUUCCCUCACCUGCAAGAUGCUCAGGUGAAGGUGUUUGUAACAGGAUUGUUUAGCCUGAAUCAGGACAUCCCUGCUUUUAAAGAGCAUCUGAGGGACUUCCUAGUGCAAAUCAAGGAGUUUGCUGGCGAGGACACAACGGACCUGUUCCUGGAGGAGAGGGAGGCGGCUCUGCGCCAAGCACAGGACGAGAAACACAAAAUCCAGAUGUCGGUGCCCGGUAUUCUCAACCCCCAUGAGCUGCCAGAGGAGAUGUGCGACUGAAGCAGCCACGGCGGCCUAACAGCUCUGCAGUAUGGAGGGGGUGUCAUCAGAGCAACAGCGCUUCCUAUUGAUAAAUUGUGUUCUUUUCAAGUGUGUUUGUGUGAGAGCCUGUGUGUUGGAAAUGAGAAUGAAGGGCCAGCGUAAGGAGCCCAGCACUCGGUUGUACGUCGACCAAAUCAGUGUCAAUAUGUAAAUGAGAAAUGUCCCCACCCACCCUGAAGUGUUUUUGCUUUUCCUAUAAACUUAUUUUAUACAGGUUGUUUUGUGUAAUAUGCCAUCUUUUGUUAACUGCUUGCUAAUUAAAGCUUUUUGGUCACAACUUGCUUUUGCACCUGUGCGAAGCCAUGGAAAUACUUUUUUUUUUUUUCCCCUUCAUCACUUUGAUUCACCUCCCUUCACCUUGUUAAUAUGUAAUAUACAAGAAUGAAAUGCGUGUGAUGGUUGGUGAAUAGUUUGCUCUGCUUUCAGAAGUGCUAAAUGCACGGUGCAGGAUGAAUGUAAUGUUUAAAGGGUAAAUGGGCAUCCUUGCUUCCUUUGUUGUGAGUGUAUUUUACUUCCAUUUAGUUUCUCCUUUUCCUGUGGCUGUCUGAAUAUGUCGGCGCUUCAGUCAGACCGCUCUGCGUUUGGAUGAGAAGGAACGCUGUGUGCAUAUCAUCCUCUUUGUAAAGCGGUCUUAGUACUCUGAGAAUAUAAAGUUGGCUAUUUUUACAAAA
Messenger RNA from Betta splendens (Siamese fighting fish), 4567 nucleotides. It is a transcript of the gene xpo1a, whose product is annotated as exportin 1 (CRM1 homolog, yeast) a. Lineage: Eukaryota; Metazoa; Chordata; Actinopteri; Anabantiformes; Osphronemidae. The transcript is spliced from 25 exons. Gene Ontology annotation, biological process: ribosomal large subunit export from nucleus; protein export from nucleus; ribosomal small subunit export from nucleus. Gene Ontology annotation, cellular component: nucleus; cytoplasm. Bases 654 to 3854 code for a protein of 1066 amino acids. The record is from RefSeq and is a predicted model, not a curated record. Gene Ontology annotation, molecular function: nuclear export signal receptor activity; small GTPase binding.